AUGCGACACUUGUCAUUCCUGCGCGCUCGACUCUACCUGAUUGAGCUCUUGGAGGCGGAGAACGCGAAGCUCACCCUGAUCGAAGCUCCUCUACAGCGCCUAGAAGACAGACAAAAUCGACCGUCUGUACAUGAGGUCGCUGGAGUCGUUAUCGUGAAAGAAAUCACACAAGAGAGCGAGCGCUCCGAUGCAGACGUCGACGCAACCCAAGACCCCAAGCCACCGGCAGCAGAAGAGCCAACACAGGAGGGUCGUGAUGAGCAGGACGCGGAAGAGCAAGUUACCCUGGCUCCACCAGUGCGCAGAAAGCGCAAACGUCGUACGCGCAGCUAA
Molecule: messenger RNA, 333 nt
Organism: Phytophthora nicotianae INRA-310
Lineage: Eukaryota; Oomycota; Peronosporomycetes; Peronosporales; Peronosporaceae
Exons: 2
Coding region: 1-333 (110 amino acids)
Source: RefSeq, a predicted model, not a curated record